Messenger RNA from Solanum dulcamara, 2255 nucleotides. RefSeq names its product probable hexosyltransferase MUCI70. The coding region runs from base 209 to 1615 and encodes 468 amino acids. NCBI's taxonomy places the organism in Eukaryota, Viridiplantae, Streptophyta, Magnoliopsida, Solanales, Solanaceae. The record is from RefSeq and is a predicted model, not a curated record. The transcript has 8 exons.
AUUUGAUUAGACAAACAGCACCGACACUGUUAAGAACACUACUCAGUGAAAAGGGAUCUGAAACACAAAUUAACGUUCAAACGCCGAUGCACAUUUCACUCUCGUGAAAAAAACAGAAAAUUCAAUUAAUUCAAUUUUAUUGACGAGCAUCUGAAUGGAAAUGAAUUGAUGAGGAGUUUGGUGUUUAAGGUUUUGGAGGGAUGUUGUGAUGGGUCUGUAUAAGAACAAUACUGAAUUCUUCCAGGAGAGAAGAAGCAUAGCUGGGCUUGUUUACAAGUUUUUGGAUCAAAUCAAGAACAAUUUUAGAAGCUCUCGAAGAGGAGGAAAGUUCAGUCUUUCUACAAACAGGGGAUUACUGUUUUGUGUAUUUAUACUUGCUGUCCUCUGCUUCAUCUCAUUGGCUGCUUUUGCCUUUGGGAUGCACUUCCAUGGUAAAUUGGAACACGGCAUGUUGCCUUGGAGAGAAAUGCGAGAAGAUUAUAUUGGGCAUGAUGUACCUGACCGUCCAACAAAGAAACCCCGUAGGCAGCGUUUUUUUCCUUGUGAGGUAGCUUUUAAGGACUCCGUCAAUUUGCUUAGUGAACCGAAGGACUUUUUGAAUUUCACCCAUUUUUCCUUGGGAUAUAUGGAAACAGAAAAGAAAUCUUCAUAUAUUGAUUCUCAUGAACCCAGAUUUGGUGGACAUCAGACCCUUGAAGAAAGAGAAAAAUCAUUUUUUGCUGUAAAUCAAACAAUUCAUUGUGGUUUUGUGAGUGGAGCUGAAGGGUUUCCAAGUACUGGAUUUGAUUUAAAAGAGGAGGAUAAAAAAUACAUGAGUGCGUGCAGAGUGGUCGUAUCAUCAUGUAUUUUUGGAAGCUCUGAUUUUUUACGAAGGCCAACAAGCAGAUUGAUGAGUGAGUAUUCAAGGAAGAAUGUAUGUUUUGUUAUGUUUGUUGAUGAGGAAACCCUUUCCACACUCUCAAAAGAAGGAAAUGCACCUGAUGAUGGUGGAUUUGUUGGUUUGUGGAAAUUAGUUGUCGUCAAGAACUUGCCUUACACAGAUAUGCGUAAAACUGGGAAAGUACCCAAGUUUUUGACACAUCGCCUCUUUCCUUCUUCUAGGUACUCUAUUUGGCUUGAUAGCAAACUGCGGCUCGCAACCGAUCCAAUGUUGAUAAUUGACCAUUUCUUAUGGCAAACUGGCUCUGAGUAUGCCAUCUCAAAUCAUUAUACUCGGCACUGUGUUUGGGAAGAAGUACUCCAAAAUAAGCGUCUAAAUAAGUACAAUCACACUGCUAUUGAUGAACAGUUUUCAUUUUACCAAUCUGAUGGUCUUACCAAAUUUGACCCUUCAGAUCCAAAUCUUCCUCUGCCAAGCUAUGUGCCUGAAGGUUCUUUUAUUGUCAGAGCACAUACACCAAUGUCAAAUUUGUUCUCUUGCCUCUGGUUCAACGAAGUUGACCGAUUUACUUCACGUGACCAACUAAGCUUCGCAUUUACAUUCCUAAAAUUGAAGAGAAUGAAUCCAGACAAACCAUUCUAUUUAAAUAUGUUUAAGGACUGCGAGCGUAGGUCGUUGGUCAAGUUAUUUCAUCACAGAGAGCCAUCUGUUUCACCUCCUCCAAGAAUAAGUUGAUAUUCUGACUUGAUUUGGUAAACUGGACCUCUUGCUCGACCCAUUUGAACUAACUUUCAGUUUAAGGAUGAACUGAUGCAUUCCAUUGGCGACUAGAGAUUAUAUGUUUUAGAAGGCGAUAGAACUUCUGUUGAAUAUCUUUGGUUUUGUCAUUUUUGGCCAAGAGUAUGGGGCUAACUCAUCUGCCUUUGAGCCACCAUCUUCAUGUGAUUGAGAUGCGGAGUAGGAUGCUCGUGAGGUGCUACUGCUGCUUUAAUUAUCAUAGCUGUUGGAUGUUUUUCUGAGAUUUCUUGUGGGUUCAGCGCUGAACGAGUUCUGCAGUAGCGUGUAUACAUGUAUUUAUCUCCACUGAGAGGAGUGAGGGCCAUCUCAUCUGAUAUACUUGUACAAUCUAGAUCGGGUAUACGUUUUGUACAUUGAAUAUUGUAUCUCCUCAUUUCCAGCUCACAUUGAUGAAGUUAGUCAUUUCUAGAAUUCUACGAUAUAGAGAACUUCUAUUACUUUUCAUAUAACCGAAUCAUAUAACCGAUCCCAAUGAGGCAUAAUUCUUAUUAUUUACUACAGUGUUGUAAUGAAUUGCUCUUAUAGCAUUGACAGUACAGUAAUAAUAGAGUUUCCUAUGCUUAGUUGUUUUAGCGUA